This is a messenger RNA of Protobothrops mucrosquamatus (brown spotted pit viper), 1561 nucleotides long. RefSeq names its product RAF proto-oncogene serine/threonine-protein kinase. Gene Ontology annotation, molecular function: protein kinase activity; ATP binding. Gene Ontology annotation, cellular component: cytosol; plasma membrane; mitochondrion. Lineage: Eukaryota; Metazoa; Chordata; Lepidosauria; Squamata; Viperidae. Gene Ontology annotation, biological process: protein phosphorylation; signal transduction. The record is from RefSeq and is a predicted model, not a curated record.
UUCUCAGCAUAGAUAUUCUACACCUCAUGUCUUCACAUUCAGUGGAACAAAUCCUUCUCCUGAAUGUUCCCUUUCUCAAAGACAGAGAUCCACUUCUACCCCAAAUGUCCACAUGGUCAGUACUACUAUGCCUGUGGAUAACCGGAUAAUUGAGAAUAACAGCCUGAAUGCUUCUCCCAGGUCCUGGUGCAGACGAUUCUGUUUAAGGGGAAGAGAUGCUAUACGUAGUCACAGUGAAUCUGCAUCACCACCAGCUAUGUCAGGAAGCCCCAACAAUACAAGUCCAACAGGGUGGUCACAGCCUAAAACACCAGUUCCGGCUCAAAGAGAGCGAGCUGCAGGAGCUAAUCCGCAAGAAAAAAAAAUAAGAUCACGUGGACAGAGGGAUUCAAGCUAUUAUUGGGAAAUAGAAGCAAGUGAAGUUAUGCUGUCAACCAGAGUUGGAUCAGGCUCAUUUGGAACAGUUUAUAAGGGAAAAUGGCAUGGCGAUGUAGCAGUAAAGAUACUAAAGGUUGUAGAUCCAACCCCAGAACAAUUCCAAGCCUUUAGAAAUGAAGUAGCUGUAUUAAGGAAAACUCGGCAUGUUAAUAUUCUACUAUUUAUGGGCUAUAUGACUAAAGAUAACCUGGCCAUUGUCACACAGUGGUGUGAAGGAAGUAGCCUAUAUAAACACCUGCAUGUUCAGGAGACCAAGUUUCCAAUGUUACAACGUAUUGAUAUUGCAAGACAGACAGCACAAGGAAUGGACUACUUGCAUGCAAAGAAUAUAAUUCACAGAGACAUGAAAUCAAAUAAUAUAUUUCUUCAUGAAGACCGAACAGUGAAGAUAGGAGACUUUGGUUUGGCAACAGUGAAAUCCAGAUGGAGUGGUUCUCAACAGGUGGAACAGCCUACAGGAUCUGUUCUCUGGAUGGCACCGGAAGUAAUUCGAAUGCAAGAUAGCAAUCCAUUCACUUUUCAAUCAGAUGUGUAUUCUUAUGGAAUAGUACUAUACGAACUGAUGACAGGAGAGUUACCCUAUUCACAUAUUAACAAUAGAGAUCAGAUCAUUUUCAUGGUUGGUCGUGGUUAUACAUCGCCUGAUCUCAGCAAACUAUACAAAAACUGUCCAAAAGCUAUGAAGAGGCUUGUAGCAGAUUGUGUGAAAAAAGUGAGGGAAGAGAGACCUCUUUUUCCACAGAUAUUGUCUUCCAUUGAACUGCUGCAACACUCUUUACCCAAAAUUAACCGAAGUGCUUCAGAACCUUCUCUGCAUCGUGCAACUCAUACCCAGGACAUAAACUCAUGCACAUUGACUUCAACAAAGUUACCUGUGUUCUAGGAGAUCCACGUGCAGUCUUCACCAUUCUCCCCAAUAACAGUUAUUUCAUAGCAGUUGUGUUUUUGAAAGCUUCAGUCUACAGAAUUGAACAGCCAGCGUGGGAUUCACCUGGGUGCCAAUUUUAAGAGUGAGCUGCUAAUGAAUUUCUGCUGUUCUAAGCCUACAGGGACAAAAAAACUCCAUGUUGCCUUUUGCUACAGUUUAAUCUUAUGGAAAUAGUGCACAGACUGUAUAAACAGA